Molecule: messenger RNA, 7080 nt
Organism: Lethenteron reissneri (Far Eastern brook lamprey)
Lineage: Eukaryota; Metazoa; Chordata; Hyperoartia; Petromyzontiformes; Petromyzontidae
Source: RefSeq, a predicted model, not a curated record
GGACCCUGGAGUGAGAAUUCACUUCCGCCUCAACGCCUUCACCUCGACUCACGCCGAGUCUCACGGGUGUCUCACGGCGAGUCUCACGCCGAGUCUCACGCAACUGCCACCGCCACCACCGGCUUGCGAUGUCCAACGCCGGCUCCUCCGCCGUUGCCGCCGCCGCCGUUUCUGCCGCCGGGCAACCUCCGGCAAAGAAGACGAAGUUCACGGGUGCCCACCGCUACCGCACCAAGUUCAACGCCGAUUGGACGAGCCGCUACCCGUUCAUCAGUGCCGUGAGGGGCGAGCCGUGCCUCUACCGCUGCGGCGUCUGCGCCAAGGUGCUUUCCUGCGCCCACCAGGGCGAGACGGACGUCAGGAGGCAUGUGGGCAGUGACAGCCACGCCAAGAUGGUGAUCUCGCGGGGCGGGCAAGGCGGCGGCAGUGGUCAUGGCCUUCCGGAGACCACGUUCGUGACGCCCGUCUCGUCAGACCUCAAGGAAGAGCCCCAAGAAGAGGAGAUGCUGUCUUGUUGCGAGGAGGAGGAGGUGCCGCUGCCGCUGGAGGCGACCGGCAACGGCAGCGGCUUCCCGGCAUGGCUGGAGACGCAGGGCGUGAGCGCCGAGGUAGCCCGCGCCCUCGACUCGGAGCUGGGCAUCCGCGACUACGGUCUCCUGCGCGCCUGCGUGGACGACGGGAGCGUGCGAGCGGAGCUGCUGGCCGCCGCUCGCCACCGCCUGCCCUUCGGGUUCUACGCGGCGCUGAGGCGCGCCGUGAAGGCCCUGCGACAGCCCGACGAUGAAGACGGAGCAGGAGGAGAAGUGGAAGGAGGAGCGGAAGGAGGAGGAGCGGAACGAGGGGGAGCAGGAAUCGCGGGAGGAGGAGCGGGAGGAGAAAGAGUGGAAGGAGGAGUGGAAGGAGGAGCGGGAGGAGACGCCGCAGGGGCGACGCUGCUGGGAGGCCUCGUGGAGGCGCUCCUCGCGCUCUUUGGCGGCCUCAGCCGCGAGCUGCUACUCUCUGCGGAGCGCCUGGGGGCGCUGUACGGCCAUCGGUGCGCCCCGGAUGGCGGCGCUGUGAGCCCCGGGGGCGGCUGCGACGUGGAGUGGCACACGGAGCACGAGGAGGUGGGGGAGGCUCCGACGCAUGAAAUCUUGGAGGCCGAUCCCAGGUGGGAGACGAUGGCGGUGAAGAUGGAGGCGAGCGGAGACCUGCAUCCCUGGAUGCUUUCUGCUUCUGCGCAGCGGCUGCCCCCCAAACGGGAAGAGAAGCCGGGAGACGUGGCCGAGGAUUUUCGGGCGGAAGAAGGGGGCCUUCCGCGCGACGGAGAAGAGGCGGAUGGUCGAGAGCUGCGCACCCCCUGGGUGGACGUCGUCCACGCGGAAGGAGACAACCUCCUGGGUGACAGAGAAGACCUCCAGGCCUAUGGAAGGGACCUCCAGUCUGCUGGACUCAGCGCUAGGCCGGGGGCGGUGACUGUGGCCACGCGGAGAGACGUGGCGGUGGCUGCGACGGCCCCAGGCGUCGAGGCCAAGGUGGAGCUGCAGGAUCCGAGCAGCGACGGGUCUGCGAUCGCCGCCUUCCCGUGCCCCGCGUGUGGGCAGCAGCCGGCACCGGCCGGUGACCCGGGGAGGCCUCGGUUCGACUCUCGGAGCCACGCGCUGAUCCGGCGUCGUCCCUCAGCCGCGACGCGACGGCACCAUCGCCGCUGCGCCCGGUGCGGUGUCGCGGCCGCGGCCGUCGGCGGCUCCGCGGGGGAGUGGCACUGCCUGCUGUGCGGUGGGGUCUCCGUGCCGGGGCUCGGGCAGCACCACCAGUGGGGGCAGGGCGCGGGAGAGCGGCCGCACCCUCUCGAGCCCCGUCGUCACCGUGACGAGGACGAUGACAACGACGACGCCAGAGACGCCGGAGGAGCGGAGGAGCGAGCCUGCCAGUGCAACCGCUCAUGCCGCCGGUGUGGGAGGACGUUUGAGCUGCCCGGGCUCCUCCGGCGCAACCAGGAGUGCACGCACUGCGGCGAUCUCAGCUAGCGUGGGGGCAGGGGGUGGGGAGGGAGGAGCCGGGGGAGCUGGGAGGAGCUGGGGGAGCAGGGAGGAGUGGGGGGGAGCGAGUGGGGGAAGUAGAGAUGAGCGGGGGGGGGGCAGCACGGGGGAGGGAAGAGUGCAGGCGGAGGGGGGAUGGACAAAGUGGGAGUGAUUUUGUUUUAUUUCAUUGGCCCUAGAGAGAUAGCGAGUUGGCGGCCGCCAAAUCGACGUUUGGAUGGGCGAUCCGCUCCCUUCACUUUCGGCAGUCGUACCCGCAGUGGGCCGUUGCUGCGUUGUUCAGCCCUACUGGUCACGAAACGCUCGCUCCGGCCGCCAACGCCAGCCGGCUGAAUACGGACAAAAAAAGAGAUAAGCUUAAAACUUCCCCGUAGAAGUGGUUCAAUCUUAAUUAUGGAGCUUUCGUGACUGCAGGAAUUAUUCUCUCUCUGGCUAUUUGUUCUCUCUGCAUGUGUCCUCUCUUUGGAGGUUUCACACUUAAAUUCUAACUUAGCAAUCUUUGAGAUACGUAAUCAACCAGGCUAUGCGUUAAUUGUGUGUUGACCGACUCUCUGUGUUGUAUUACAUCACAUUUCGAUAUUUUGCGAGGUUAUUUAAUUUUAGUGUGCCUUUCUCCUAAUUUACAAGCUUGCGUGCCGUGCCACGUCGUCAUCUUACUCGCGCAGCAGCAGUACUUUGCCGUCCACUCAUUGAUAUGCUAAUUUUCUCUGCCCCCUCCCUCUCUCCGUCCCUGCCCCCCUCUCUAAAUUUAAGGGACCGUCACAGAAACGACCCCUCUCUUUGUGCCGAUAUGUGUCCUCUCUCUGUGUGUCCUUGUGAUGUCUGUCUGCUUGUAUGUCUGUCUAUAGUUUUCUAGUUAGAUUUUUUGUUGCUAUUUCUUUUUUUUGCCUGAUGAUGAUUGCUUGUGUUGCAAUCGAAACGUCGUAAUAUGCUUUUGUUUUAAUUUAUUAUUUUAUCUUUAGACGUGACUUAACCGAAAGAAUCAAAGAAUAAUUCCUGCAGUCACGAAAGCUCCAUAAUUAAGAUUCAGCUCUACAUAGUUUUCGACCUUGUGAUUGCCCAGGAAGCCACGAACCACUGCGACAAAGUUGUUCCAAGCCGCUUUCUCCUUACUAGUGAGCUUAUUGGGGAAUUCAUUGCAUUCCAGGAUCUUCUUUAUCUGUGGUCCGACGAAGACACCGGCUUUGACCUUUGCCUCAGACAGCUUAGCGAAGAAGUCUUGAAGGUAUUCUUUGGUUCUUUCGGUAAAGUCACGUAUAAAGAAAAAAUAAUAAAUUAAAUAAUAACAUACGACGUUUCGAUUGCAACACAAGCAAUCAUCAUCAGGUAUAAUGAAAUAGCGACAUAAAAUCUAACCAGAAAAAAUUAUAGACAGACAUACAAGCAGACAGAUAUCACCAAGAUACACACAGCGGGCAACACAGGUACAGAGAGGGGUGAUCGUCUCUGUGGGGUGGCCUUAAAUAGACAGAGGGGGGCGGAGGCAGCGAGAGGGAGGGGUUAGAGACAAAAUUUACAUGUCAAUGAGUACAACAAAAAGGAGUGAGCAGGCUUAGGGGGAGAAAGAGACACACUAAAAUUAAAUAACCUAGCAAAGUAUCGAAAUGUUAUGUCUGUCUAUAAUUUUUUCUGGUUAGAUUUUAUGUCGCUAUUUCAUUAUACCUGAUGAUGAUUGCUUGUGUUGCAAUCGAAACGUCGUAUGUUAUUAUUUAAUUUAUUAUGUUUUCUUUAUACGUGACUUUACCGAAAGAACCAAAGAAUAAUUCCUGCAGUCACGAAAGCUCCAAUGUUAAGUCUUGAAGGUACUUGAAGGCUGCUAACUCCUUAUCUACAGCUCUGACAAAUUGUUUCAUAAGGCCCAAUUUGAUGUGCAGUGGUGGCAUCGGCACCUUCUGGGAGUCCACCAGUGGCUCCGACUUGACGUUGUUCCUCCCCACAGAGAACUCGGUCCACUGUGACCAGUCCUGCCUGUGGUAGUGCGCCUUGGUGUCCCUGCUGUCCCAAAGGCAAAGAUAGCAAGGGAACUUGGUAAAACCGCCUUGGAGACCCAUCAGGAAUGCCACCAUUUUAACCUCCCAGCCGUACUCAUCAUACUUGAAGGCAUCCAGAAAGGUCUUGAUGCUGCUGUAAUCAUCUUUGAGUUGCACCGAGUGAGCCAGGGGAAGAGAUGGGUACUUGUUUCCAUUAUGGAGCAGCACGGCUUUGAGGCUCCUGGAUGAGCUGUCAAUGAAGAGGCGUCACUCAUUCUGGUUACAUGCGAUUCCGAUUGCCUCAAACAGACUGGUCACAUUGUGGCAGAAGCAGAGCCCAUCUUGGCGGGUGAAGAAGCUGCAAAAAGGUUGGUGACGUUUCCUCUGAUCUGCGACUUGCACACUUUUAUCCAACAAGUUCCACUGCUUGAGCCUAGACGUCAAAAGCUCGGCAUUGGACUUGGUGAGACCAAGAUCUCUGAUCAAGUCGUUGAGGUAUUUUUGGUUGAGGUAGUAUGGGUUUCUCUCUUCAGCUCCACCUCUGAAACUGUCAUCUGGAUCUACGUCUUCCUCGCUCUGACUUGCUGGCUCUCUUCUAAAGACGGAUGCUUUCUCUCCGGAGGAGUGGGUACAGGGAGCUCAUGGCAAUGUGGUUACCGGGGUGAUGGAUGAAGGAAGGUCCGGAUACGUGAUAGCCGGUGCAUUCUUGCCACUUCGACGUUUGGAAGGGUCCACCAUGCAAAAGUAGUAGUUGCUUGAGUGGUCAGUGGGUUCCCGCCAAAUUCUUGGGAUAGCGAACUUCAUGGCUCUCUUUUCCCCUCUGUACCAUCCUACAAAAAUACAUUUCACCCAUGACUAAUGUGUAAGAGAUUCUCGCAAAGUUUUUCAUAUAUGAUAUUUUUUCAAUAACAUUGUAAAACAUUUUAAAAUUAAAAACUUUUUACAAUUUAAUUUUUUUUAACAAAUUGUUUAACAUUAAAUUCCGAGAAACAAUUGUCCAUUUUACCUUCUAGAGUUUUUUUUUUUUAUUGCUCGCAGGUGAAAUGAGGUGCCCAAGUUUUAUCUUGAUCCCCGACAGGCAUGCCAAAAUAUGCCUUGUAGGCCUCACACAUCUUAGCAGAUGCUUCCACAGAGUACUUUUUCGCUCUUGUCUUGAUAAAUUGGCCGCAGACAUAGCAAAAUACGUCUGCCGGAUGCUUGCAGCCUCUUAAUGCCAUCUCAGAAAAAUGCAGAUAUGUAUCCACUUAGGCAGCUGAAACUAAACUGAACUGGUGGGUUUAAGGCCCUUGUAUUUAUAGUAUGUAUAUUACUGGAAAGUUCUAGAAUGUUCUAGAAGUUACUCCAAGUUUACUCAGCACUGAAUCUAUCUGGAAUGUUCUGGAAAAUAGGUCAAUUUCAAAAUAUCACUGUUCUGGUCACAAAAGCAAAGUUUGUGGGGAAUCUUGAUUUGAAGCUUUCGUGACUGCAGGAAUCCAUACUCUUUGGUUCUUUCGGUAAAGUCACGUAGGUAGAGAAAUAAUAGAUCACGACGUUUCGAUCGCAACACAAGCAAUCGUCAUCAGGUGGGACAACCACAGCAAGAAAAAACUGCUGAAGUAGGCGAGAAAUCUGCCGUUACGACAUCUGUCCAGUGGCUGGACGAAGUACCACGUGAAACAAGUGGAAUGACAGGGGCGGUAGUGGUCACCAUGGGGCAGCAGCAGUACCAACUGUUGGAAAGUUAUCACUAAAGGCCUACGAAACAAGUGCCUGGGGCCUACAAGAAGCUUAAUCGGGCCCUGAACCUCGCUGUUGGCCUCCACAGCACUGAAUUACAGCCGCCCAGCUAAAUUAUAACGGGUACUCCAAUGUUACAAUCAGACUCUUGUAUUUAUACUGGAGGAAUCCGAUGAGCUAUAAAGCUCUUUGUUCAGAUGUCCAGUAGGGGGCACGGGGUCAGAACAUAACAACAACACAAUACUCACAAGCACGAUAGGAGUGCAAAGUAUAGGAAAGGUAAACAAAUAACUUAAAAAAACACAAACUAAAGUAAUAAACUAUUUUUUUUUCUUAGCAGGUUAGGACCCACUGAGCUGUGUAGCUUCUCUUUUAGAAGCGACCUGGCCUUUACAAAUGAUAGUUCAACAAAAGUGACUGAUAUCAUCAUGUGGAAAUGUGUAGCAGCGCGAUAAUCAAAACUCGAAAGAGUUGACACUUUCAGAAACAGGCACCAAAACAAAUGCACGACCAAACCCACGAUAAAAUUUACGUCUUCACUUUAUUUGCAAUUACGUCCGUAUCCGAGGACUUAAAAAAAGUUUGUCCGUCAUUCCACAGGACAUCUCUGGAGCAGGAUGAAUAAAAAAAACUUCAGCAGUCCCCAGGUAAUGUUUAAGAGGUCACUUGAAAGGGCUCUUAAUGAGGUCUGUGAUGUCUCGUUUUCACGGGCCGUUGGCUCACGCACAGUGACGCACUUGCUGUGCGAGACUUCUGAAUGGAUGCUUCGUCACGUGAUGAGUAUGCCUAGAUAAAAAAACUAUAACUUUAUCUGGAAAAACUAAAUCAAGUCACUCGUUUAUGAUCAAAUGAGCAUUGUCUCUCCAUAAACCAUCAUCAUGCAAACUCCGGUCAUAAUCGUAGCAGCGGCUUUUCACUAACCAUCGAACAAAGAUGAUCAACCGCACUUUCAGAUGCGCUGCUUCUGCGGCCUUCUGGAAUGCUCUUCGUUCCGAUAUUGGGCCGCCACUGGGAGCUAUGCAACUUUUACUGGUUGGAACCUCCUGGUUUUUUCUAAGAAUAUGGAACCUCCUGGUUACACCAGCCCACAGGGGAUUAUUGUGUCCGUCCGUCGUGCAGGGAGGGGCUGGGUGGGGAGUGUUGUAUGUCUUUUAAAAAAAAAUUCAUAAUAAAAAUUAAAUGAAGAUUGAAAAAAUGCGCCAUUAUCGAAAAUUAUGCUAAAUUAUGUAAUUAUGCUAAUUAGGCGGCUAAUUUCAUUAAUUUCUGCGAAUGUAUGUGCUUAUGCUAAUGUGGGCAGUUGUGAUAAUUAGGCUUAGCUUCGUUGUCUAGGGUUGUAUUAUAUCAAUCGGGAUAAUGCAAUUAUUCAUGCUAUA